Molecule: messenger RNA, 3048 nt
Organism: Panonychus citri (citrus red mite)
Lineage: Eukaryota; Metazoa; Arthropoda; Arachnida; Trombidiformes; Tetranychidae
Product: Na(+)/H(+) exchanger protein 7-like
Exons: 13
Coding region: 395-2902 (835 amino acids)
Biological process (GO): sodium ion transport; proton transmembrane transport; regulation of pH
Cellular component (GO): membrane
Molecular function (GO): sodium:proton antiporter activity
Source: RefSeq, a predicted model, not a curated record
AAAUGAGAAAGAAAGUGAGUUGAACUCUUUUCUAACAUAAUAGUUUGAGCUUCCACCGUUUAAAUUAACUAGUUGAUUGUUACUCUUUCUCAUUCAUAACAAUUCAACUUUAAUUAACUUUCACUUAUCUAAUUGUUAACUAAUAUUUAUUGUCUUUUCUUUCAUUAACUAAAUUGUGUCUCAUCAAUUUAUGAUUUCCCGGGUUCACUUGAUUCUCUUGUGUCUUUAUUGGUCAUUGGGUUUUGACAGAUUUAAUUGUUCCACUUUAACUGUUUGUCAAUCAAUCUAAUUGUCAAUUGAUUGAGUGCUUGUGAUAAAACCUUUUUAAUCAUAUUCACCAUUGAAUCGUAACUCAUUUCAGAAUCACAGCAAUUUGUUGUUUCUUUUUAUUCAAAUGAAAAUGUUUAAUCUUCAUCAUCAAUCAUCAAAUCAUCGCAAUUUAAAUCAACGUGUUAAUAGUGUUUCUUUUUUUGUAUCUUUUUCCAUCUUUCUCAUUGUUCUGAUCGUUAGUAAAUCUCAUGCAUUUGCUCAAAAUCCUCCUGAAUUCAUUCAAAAAUACGAAAAAAAUACUAAUACUCUUAGUGUUGAGGUCGUUCUAGGCCCAUCUCAAGGUCCGAAUAAUUCGAGUAAUUCGAGUAAAGUGAAUAACGAAAUUAAAUUGGCCAGAAAAAACUCGACGAUUGGAAUUGAAAAGAGAAUAUUCAACAACAAUCAAACAACAAGUUCGUUGGUCACUUUUGUCAAUGAAACAUCUCGACAAUCAGCAAAUAAAAACAAAUCCGAAGUGAAGACAAAUAUCACCAAAAUUCAUCGCGAAGAUGAGGAAGUUCAUUUGAUCAGUUGGCGGUGGGCAGAACUUGGCAAUUACUUUCUGAUUGGAGCCUUUCUGUUAAUUGCUGCCGGUGUAAAGAUCUGUUAUCAUCACAGUCACACUUUGAGCACUCACAUUCCGGAAUCAUGUGUUCUCAUCCUUUUAGGUACAAUUGUCGGGACCAUUUUCUUUUUCACAGACACCCUUGAGAACGAAUAUGUUCCGAAAUUCAAUUCAUCUACUUUCUUUUAUGUUUUACUUCCGCCGAUUAUUUUGGAAUCAGCGUAUAGUUUGUACGAUAAAAGUUUCUUUAAUAACAUUGGUACAAUUCUGUUAUAUGCUGUCGUGGGCACAAUCAUUAAUAUCGCAACAAUUGGACCAAGUUUAUAUUAUUGUAGCGAAUGGGGGAUUUUCGGAUCAAUCAGAAUUCCGAUGAUCGAGUGUGUGAUAUUUGCAACUCUAAUCAGUGCUGUUGAUCCAGUGGCUGUGUUGGCCAUUUUCGCCGAAGUCAAUGUGAACAAAGCCUUAUAUUUCCUCGUUUUCGGAGAAUCGCUUCUUAAUGAUGCGGUUGUUGUCACCAUGUACAAUACUGUUUCUGCUUUGGCAGGUCGAGAAAAUAUUCGAGUGACUGAGAUCGUUCGAGGCAUCUUAAGCUUCUUGAUCACCUCAGGUGGAGGUGUUUCCAUGGGAAUAUUUCUUGGAGCAUUGAGCUCAAUCGUAACAAGAUUUACAGCUGAUGUAAGAGUUGUCGAACCAUUAAUUGUCAUUUGUUUAGCGUAUCUUUCCUACGUUGGAGCGGAAUUGUUUCACUUCUCUGGUAUUAUUAGUCUUAUUUGUUGUGGGCUCAUGCAAGCAGAAUACACUCGUCACAAUAUAUCUAAAAAAUCAUACACAACAAUUAAAUACUUGACCAAAACUGUUUCAUCCAUCGCUGAUGUGAUAAUCUUCCUGUUCCUUGGAAUGGUUUUGGUGAGAGAUGACCAUGAUUGGAAUACUGGAUUCGUCUUAUUCACUACAAUAUUUUGCAUCAUCUAUCGUUUCAUAAGUGUAUUCAGUCUUACGUAUUUUGCCAACAACUUUUUCCAACGAUUGAGGAUUGUUAAUUUAGCUGAACAAUUGUUGAUGGCUUAUGGUGGAUUAAGAGGUGCGAUUGCUUUUUGCUUGGCGAUUAUGUUGGAUACCAAGAAGAUUAGUCAAGCAAAUCUAUUCGUAACUGCGACUCUAUUUGUUAUCCUUUUUACUGUGUUUGUUUUGGGAUCUACAACGAAACCGAUUGUUAGAUUUUUACAGGUGAAAAUUCAUAUCAAGCACGAAGCUAAAUUGUUCAUUGAAAUUAAUAAUAAAGUGGUGGAAACUUUCAUGGCCGGAAUGGAAGAGAUUGCCGGGAAUCGAUCAGCAAACUAUUGGGCACAAAAAUUUGCUCGAUUUAAUGAUAACUAUGUCAAAGCGAUUCUUAUUCGAGGUGGGGCUGAAAGAGCCGCUUCGAUCAGAACGGCCUAUGAGAAGUUCUAUCAAGGUAAAGAUGAUGGAUCACGUAUGUUGAUCCAAAAUGUGAAGACCAUUGUAAAAGAGGAACAAGAAGUCGAAGUGGCUGAAGGACCAACUCAUUCCAAGUUAAUUCGAGCCUGUUCCGAUGGAGCGAAUGUCCAAAACAAAAACGAUCAACGACCAAGUACAUGGAGACUAUCCAGAUCUUCUUGGUACACUCGUCGUCAUCGAACUCUGCCUGCUCGACCUGGUCCAGAACCUUAUCGUGAAUUACGAUCACCUAAGAAACCUGAUAAAACGGAAGAUGUUAGUCGAGCUUUAGCCGAAGCCUUCUCGAAAUCAGCUUACUAUCAAUACACUGGAGGAAUUCACAGUGUUGAAGAUCGUGAGGAUAAAAUAACCAAAGAAAUUGCUCGUAAAAGUAAAUGGUUGAUGGCGAAGUCCAAAAUACAAUUAGCUGCGAUCGCAUCUAAAAGUAGCGAACAAGGAAAUGAACCAUUGCCGCUCCAUUCCGUUGUUCAAGCUGCCAAAGCGUUGGCAGCGAUGAAAGAGAGACAACAAAGCGAAUCGGUGAUUUUGGACAAUUUAAAUGAACAAGUCUAACAUCAGAAUUAAUCUCGAUUCAUUUCUUAAAGUGUAUCCCAAUCUCUCCAAUCAAUUUAGAUUUAAUCUUUUAAUUAUAUUAAUCUAUUUACUAAACAUUGAUUGACAAUAUUUUAUAAUAAAAUAAUUUUAACAAAACCAACAAA